GGAGACUAAGUUCACUCAUCAAAAAUCUAAUUUCAACUCUAAUUAUCGUAUUUAAGGUCAUUGGAGAUUCAACUCUUGUACCUGUAGUUUCUUCUUCUGAAAAUCAGCAACAAACUACAAAUCAUCCAAUGAUAGAAUUUCAGCUUUAAUUAUCAAACAAAUUAAAGAUAACCCCAUUGAUAAUAUCGCCACGUCUCAUCGGAUGAAAUAGUACUAUCUGACACGACACGAAUCUCUUAUGAGAGAAACAGAAGAGCACGGAAUCUCCAUAAAUCAAAAUACAUGAUCGGAGCUUUCUCACUAUCAAAAGCUUUCCGGCGACAAAACCAACCAUCUCCUCCUUAUCUCCACCAUGAUCUCACUCCACUCAUCAGCCAUUAAAGCCUCUCUCUACGGCUCUUUCCCUUCUUCGUUACGAUCAACACUCUCUGUUUCCUUCUCUGCUGGAUCUCUUAUUCGGCUUCCUUCCGUCGGCAAGCGCAAUCUCUCCGUCGUCGUUUCCUCUGGAAGAGACUCCUCGAUGUCAUCAAACAAUGUUUCUCGCGGAUCGUCUUCAAAGGUUGCUGCUGAAUCUUUCUUCAGGAGUGUCUUAGGGCAGAUGGAAACUGUUUACCUAAAUCGAAACCCGACGCCUAAAUCCGUCUUGGAGCUUGUUCGAUCUGUUGAUGACCAGCAACUUUGCUAUGAUCAUCUCGCUUUCAGAACGUUUGGGAUUGGUGGUUAUGGGAUUGACUCGCUUGCAAGCUUUUUCCUUGACUAUGGAUAUACACCGAUGGAUGAGCUAAAAUUUCCGGCCAAAAAGCUUAGAGCUUUGUGGUUUGCACCUCCUAAUGCUUCUGCUGUUCCUGGUGGCAGCGGCGUUAACGGUCCUUUACCGAGAGUUUUUAUCUCAGAGCUCCUGGUGGACCAGAUGAGUUCACAGACUCAGGAUGUAAUCAGAAAAUACACGGAAGCAUCACCUAAUGGGAAAAAGUAUGCUGGACUUUCUAGUGCUUUGGGUACUUUAACUUGGGAAAAGCCUCUAUCUUCUGAGUUUGAGCAAUUGGCUAGGGAAAGUGAAUACGCAGCAUGGACCCUUGUCAAUGGAUAUGCACUUAACCACGUCACGAUUUCUGUUCAUCGGCUUAAAUCUCAUCUAAACAAAAUCAAGAAGCUCAAUCAGUUCCUCGAAGAAAAAGGUAUCAAAUUGAACUCAGAAGGAGGAGUCCUUAAAGUUAGCCCUGAUGGUGGUUUGCAGCAAAGCUCAACUGUAGCAGAUUCGAUAUCUUUCAAGUUCGCUGAUGGUGUUACCAAAUCUAUCCCUUGUUCAUACAUUGAGUUUGCUGAACGCCUUGUACUUCCGCAGUACCAAAAUAUACCCGAAAGCGAGAUACAAGAGUCUCAUCGACGUGAUGGAUUUGAGGUCGGAAAUGCUGACAAGAUCUUCGAGAGCACAUUUCAGGAGCAGCUUUCCCGACGAACCGGGUGAUAGCAAAUAGUAGCCACGGCUUUGGAUAUAUGUCAAUCAUGCCUCGUACAUGUGUAACGAGUAAAAAGCUCAAAACUGCUUGUAAUCUUGAUCAGUAAAGAUGCUAAUCCAAGAACUCUUAAUCAAAUAUAUUUAUGUGUAUAUUUCCGACUACUUUCCUAGUGGUGAGAAGGAGGUAAACAAAGAUAACAGGAAUAGUUACAAAACAUAAAACGAUAAUGAUGUUGUAUGGUUUUGUUCUUGUUCUGCAUUUGAGCUUGUUUUACCGAUUGGUAACUUCUUUGUUCAUGAUCUCUUACUUUCUCA
Molecule: messenger RNA, 1774 nt
Organism: Arabidopsis thaliana (thale cress)
Lineage: Eukaryota; Viridiplantae; Streptophyta; Magnoliopsida; Brassicales; Brassicaceae
Product: plant/protein
Exons: 7
Coding region: 353-1468 (371 amino acids)
Cellular component (GO): chloroplast
Molecular function (GO): oxidoreductase activity
Source: RefSeq, marked reviewed